Molecule: messenger RNA, 486 nt
Organism: Cetraspora pellucida
Lineage: Eukaryota; Fungi; Glomeromycota; Glomeromycetes; Diversisporales; Gigasporaceae
Source: the annotation of a GenBank genome assembly
AUGAAUAUCAAGUCAGCAGUGCAACAAAUUUGCAUUACUAAUGUUAAAUAUGCUAGGCAUACUUUACAAUUAAGUGUAAAUUUAGGGCUAAAGAAAGUAGAAGGGCUUAUCUCAAAGUGUAAAAUGCUUGUUUCUAUUUUGUUAAAAGAAAAAAAAAAAAAGCAACUUUGUGAAACACAAUUGCAAAUCAUCCUGAGACUUAAACAACCAUUAGAUGUUAUUAAAGAUAAAGUUAGAAAAGAAGUAGAAAUGAUGAGGUUUUUUCUUUCUUCAGAAGAAGAAUUUGAAUUAUUGAAAAAACUCAUUGUAAUUAUUUCUCCUUUUAAUGAAGCAACAGAAUUUUUAAGUAAAUCUAAAUAUCCAAUACUUGGCUUUAUAACAUCAAUGUUAGAAGAACUUGCAUAUCAGCUUAAAAACUUUAUUAAUCUAAAUGAUGAAGUGAUCUUGGUUAGAGACACAAUCUUGAAAAAUUUGAUUAAACAGUAG